Messenger RNA from Ambispora gerdemannii, 2835 nucleotides. Lineage: Eukaryota; Fungi; Glomeromycota; Glomeromycetes; Archaeosporales; Ambisporaceae. The record is from the annotation of a GenBank genome assembly.
AUGGCAAGCACAUCGAAGCAAAGCCGGAAUUCACCAAGUGUGAAUUAUCAUACUUCAUCAGCAUCAUCUUCUCCCAUCACCGCCCCUUCCUCUUCAGUCAGUAAUAAUCACGACUACAAUAAUAGUGGCAAUAAUAACGCCAGUCCGGCACCAAGGCAAAUUUUACCAAUGUCACGACUUGUCGUGCCUACACAAUUCGGUUCGCCAGAAGAUUAUGCAGUGUCAUCGAUUGUUGAUGUUGGUAAUCUUUCGAAAGAUAACAUGCUUAUGCUAUCGUCGCAUUCGAUUCCGUCUCCCAUGGAAUAUUACCAUCAGUCUCCUUCUUCGCCAGGUUAUUACCAACAGCAGCAUCAUAACAAUGGUCAACAUAUGCAUGGAUAUAGUGGAAAUUAUUAUGAUCAACAACAACAAACUGCUUAUCUUGUGAAUAGAUAUCAGCAUGUUCCAUCUUUACAUCAGCAACAACAGCAACCAAUGCGAAUAAUACAAUCUCAUCAACAACAGCGAUUACAAUCGGCAGGUUUAGAUGCUGUAGCUGCUGGAUUCUGUGAUAAUUGCACGAAUAUGUUUGUAAAUUCAGGAAUGCCAAUUGAAUCGUUCGUCAAUGAAGCUGCGUGCAGCAAAUGCAAGAAUAGAUUUUGGGCGAAUUCUGGAAUUGACAUGAAUCGAUCUGCGCAGGAUCAUGAACAAAUGAUGCACCAAUUGAUACAUAAUCAAAUUCCACGGGAUAUCUCACCUCAACGUUCAUUGAUGUCUCCAGAAUUAGCGUCGACAAACAUCGAUUCGUCUUCUACAGUUCCUACCCAAAAUAUCGUUGAUCCUCUGAUCACUUCAUCGCAAUCAUCGGACUCUUCUGUUGUUAAUAAUCCACCAGUCGCCGUCAUCGAAAGUUCGGCAGACCCAUCAUCGUACAUCUCGUUAUACGAACAAAACUCGAUUAUACAUUACGAAGAGAAGAAAGUGGUCCUGAAAAAUAGUAUCUUGCAUGACGUAUUCUUCUCGGAUGAUUUCUCGAAAAAUGAUCAAGAUUUUAUGGGUUUUUUGCAUUUUGACAGUGAAGCUUCAUCAGACACUGAAGCGUUGACGCCUGACCGGGACAAUUCUCCUCCCCUUUCGCCAACUACUCCUAAUGAAUUCUUGGGUGGAGAAGAAGAAUUUAGUUUAUUUUUCAACGAUGAUGGAGAUGCGGAUUGUGUCAAAGGCUCGUUAUCGAACAUACAGACAACGACUGUGACCUCCUCAUUAUCGUCGGGAAGAUCAAGUUCCAUGAACAGCAACAAUAACAAAAUCAAGGAACAUAACGCGUCCACAACUUGCAAGCCAUCAAAUAUUAUGAUGAUAAAGCUCAAUGAUGCGAUGAAUGCAUUAUUACAAAAUAUUCCAGCCUCACCACUCGCAGUACCAGAACCUCCAGUAGCCGCAAUAAAUCCAAUGUUAUUAAGCAAUAAUAACAACGAUGAAAACCACUUGGUUGAAGAACAAGAAAAAGAUAUCGGUAGUAUUACUAGCAGCGACAACAAUACUAGUAAUAGCACAGUAAUUGAUUCGAUCUUAGAAUCGAGGGUUCAUCCUCAAUUUGAAGGUCGUCCUCUUCAGAUAAUUCGACCUAGCUAUAUCGAUAUCAGCUCUGAUAUUCCGAGUCCCCCGCUCAAAACUCCUGAACUAGUAAGCGAUACGAGACGUAAGCGAAAAGCAUCGUUUAGUUGGUCAGACAAAGGCGUCACUUCAGAUAAUGAAGAAGAAACAACAGUGAUUGCAAGUGGCAAAGCUAGCGAGAAGCUACCUAGCAAUAAAUCGCGAAAGAUCAGUGACAAUAAGCGAAUAUCGAAUAAUCCAAUGAAAUUGAAAAUGAAAAAAUCUGAUCUUGGUGAAGAAGAUUCGAGUAAUUCUGAGACAAUGAAAACAGCAAUCUCCAGAAAAGGAACAAUAAAUAAAUCUCACAAGAAACUGAAGAUCACUACCAAUUUAACCACCACUUCCUCUUCGCCCUCCUCCAAUAAGGGGUCAAAAUCAAAAUCCAAGAGUAAUAAUAACAACACUAGUAACAGUUAUACAAAAAUUGGCACCAGCGCACCAAGUGUGAUCAAUAAACGUCGAGUCAAAAAAUCUACAUCAAAAUUGACGAUAAAUACGGCAAUAACUCAAGAAAAACCUCAAAGUAAAAUUAGUUUGCCAAAUUCACCUUUCAUUACCGAAUCUCCAACAUCAUCAGAAUCAUUACUCACCGCCACUGAUUCGGAACUUCAACAACGUGAAGAGGACAUGCAAAUGGAAGAGGUGGAACAAGAAUUAUGUGAUCCACGACCCACUCAAACUCCCACCAUUUUUGAAUCUUUUACGGAGUCGGGGGUUGAUUGGUGUCGCUAUUGUGGAACAACCGAAGGCGUUAACUGGCGACCAGGACCUUGGGGCAAGAGAACUCUGUGCAACAAACAUGGAUGCGAUUACAAAGGAUAUGGAUUUGCUUGUAAGCAACCACGUCUUGAUUUGACCAGCUUCGUUGAUGAACCAGUCGAGAAACGUGAUCGUCCAAAAGAAUCUUAUGUAGAAAACGUCCUUGUGCGAUGUGAAGGUUGUCCACGAGCCUUUCAUCAAAAUUGCCAUUCCGUACGAAUCGAGGAUAAAACGGUGUCUAACAAUGAACCUUGGUAUUGUGACCGCGCUUGCCAAGAUAAUUUACGUCGUCGCCGCAUCGUAGUCGAACUGCCACGAAAACGACUUCCUCUUAUGUCCACACCGAAAGCCUCGACAUCUACUUCUAGCGAAUCAUCAUCAACUGUAAAUACUGGAACUACCUCUCGCCCACGCACUUCACGAAAUUCCACCAAAAACUGA